AUGGGCACGGCGAUUUACCAUAAAAAUUUUCUUGACGGAUACUUCAUCCGGCCAUUUUACAAAAUGAUUCUUGACAUGGAAAUAACGCUGGAAGAUAUGGAAUCAGUGGAUUCUCAAUAUUUCCAUUCAUUAGUUUAUAUCAGAGACCAUAAUAUGGAUAAAGAGGAUCUGGGAUUAUAUUUUUACGUUGAGGAAGAAGUGCUAGGAAAGGUAUGCUCAGAUCAUACUGGUCACACUCAGCAUACAAAUAGACUGGGGUGCUAUGGGAGAUGCUGCGGCACUGUGUUAUGCUCAUUCUCGCCAUCCAUAUAA
Gongylonema pulchrum is the source of this 312-nucleotide messenger RNA. NCBI's taxonomy places the organism in Eukaryota, Metazoa, Nematoda, Chromadorea, Rhabditida, Gongylonematidae. The record is from the annotation of a GenBank genome assembly.